This is a messenger RNA of Salvelinus sp. IW2-2015, 1844 nucleotides long. NCBI's taxonomy places the organism in Eukaryota, Metazoa, Chordata, Actinopteri, Salmoniformes, Salmonidae. The record is from RefSeq and is a predicted model, not a curated record.
GUGUGGGAGCGUGGUCCUUCUGGUCCUGACCUUCCUCCUCUCCCUCUCUGUUCCUCUACUUCUGGAGCCAGGCUCACAACGAUUACAAUGAUUUUGAUUGGUUUAACUUUGAGACUCUGGAUUCUGGUUCCCCUGGUCUCUGGUGCUGCUGGUUGUUGCUGCUGCUCUGUUCACCUACAUCUGUCUGCUGCUGGUACUGGCGGUGUGUUUACUGUCUGAGGGACAGAGGCUGUACCUUCACUGGAGUCACAAGAUGGGGAUUGUGGUGACCCUGGCAUUCGCUGUCAGUGCCACGGCUGUUCUGUCUGAGGUGUGGAGUAAAGAGUGGAAGACCCUCCUCCUCUCCCUGCAGGUCACAGCCCCCUUUCUUCAUGUAGGCGGGGUUUUAUUUAUGACUCUCCUGUCCUGGCCAAUAGCGCUGCACUUUUUUCGCAUGAACAAGAGAGUGCAUCAGGUGUGUCUGUUGGGUGUGUACCUGAGUGUAUUGUUCAGUCUGUACCUGGUUCCUCUGGCCAUGUAUUCUCCCUGCAUCAGAGAAGCUGGAACCCUGGGACCCAAACCAACACUCCUCGGACACAGAGGAGCUCCCAUGCUUGCUCCAGAGAACACUCUAAUGUCCUUUGAGAGUGCAGUGGAGGCUGGAGUGGACGGGCUGGAGACUGACGUCACUAUAAGUGCUGAUGGCGUUCCGUUUGUGAUGCAUGACCUCACCCUGCAGAGGACCACUAACGUCGAGGAGGUGUUUCCUAACAGAACACACACACCUGCUGCCCUGUUCACCUGGUCUGAUGUACAGCUGCUCAACGCUGGGGCCUGGUUCCUCUCUUGGGAUCCUUCUGGACGUACGAAUCGGACGGGCAGGAUAGUUGUUGUUGACCUGAGACAGCCUCCUCCUGGACACCCUUAUAGAGACAACUACCUCAACAUCACCCUCGACCUCAUACACACACACAUCAACUCCAGCCAGGUGCUGUGGCUGCCAUCAGAUCAGAGAGAGGAGAUACAGCAGGUGGAUCCAGAGCUGCAACAGACAGCAGGACAGACUGCCUCUAUUCAGGAACUACAGGACAACCACAUCACUUCCCUCAACCUGCACUACAGCACCAUGUCUCUACAACACAUCAGUAAGUACAGGUCGGUGAACAUCAGUGUGAACCUGUAUGUAGUGAACCAGCCGUGGCUCUACUCUCUGGCCUGGUGCAGUGGAGCAUCCUCUGUUACCACCAACAACAUGCUGCUGAGAGAUAUACACACACCGCUGCUCCUUGUGACUCUAGAGCAGUACAGCGUGAUGUGGGUUUUGACUGACCUGGUCUCUGCUGCUCUUAUCGUCUGCAUCUUCAUAUUCCACUGGUGGCGUGAGCGAGGCUUACACUUCUGGUCAGGCAGUCGGCAGACACACAAGACCGGGCCUUAUAGCAAGUUCCGGACCGAUCCAGUGGAGUCAGGGAGGGGUCAAUGGAAUCCCUUCCACUCAGAGUCUCCCACUAGAACCCUCAUCUCCCUCCCUCUGGACCUUAACCCAUGAACCACUCAACUCGUGAACCCUGCAUGAACCAAUGAACCUCCCAUGAACCCUCUGGUUCUCAACCCUUGAAACCUGCAUGAACCACUGAACCUCCCAUGAACCAUUCCCAAACCCCAAACCAUUGGACCUCAACCCACACAUGAACCCUGCACCAACCGCUGACCUGAACCUCAACUACCACACCCCACACCCCUGACCUCUAACCCCUAUCCUUUGCCCAGCAGAGCUCAGCGACGUCUGGUCCAUCUCCAGUGGGAAUGUCCGAACGGAACUACGGACCCCCAGUACCCUCCACACCAUCACAGAGGAGUAACAC